Messenger RNA from Vitis riparia (riverbank grape), 2721 nucleotides. Its product is annotated as cullin-1-like. Lineage: Eukaryota; Viridiplantae; Streptophyta; Magnoliopsida; Vitales; Vitaceae. The record is from RefSeq and is a predicted model, not a curated record. Bases 157 to 2382 code for a protein of 741 amino acids. Gene Ontology annotation, cellular component: cullin-RING ubiquitin ligase complex. Gene Ontology annotation, molecular function: ubiquitin protein ligase binding. The transcript has 20 exons. Gene Ontology annotation, biological process: protein ubiquitination; ubiquitin-dependent protein catabolic process.
UCACCGUAGUGUAUUCCACAUAUUUCACUGAUGUUCAUCAAAUCCUACGUGCUAAUUUCCUCUGCGAUUCUCUUUCCAAUCUCUAGGUUUCGAAUUUCUCUCUGCGCACCAGGUCAAAGCCAGAUUAUUGGUUGAAAAGGAAUUUAGAACGCCAACAUGACAAUAAAUGAUCACAAAAUAACCGACUUAGAACAUGGAUGGGAUUAUAUGCAGAAGGGGAUCAUAAAGCUGAAGAAAAUUCUGGAAGGGUUACCAGAACCACAAUUCAGUUCGGAAGAUUAUAUGAUGCUUUAUACAACAAUUUAUAACAUGUGCACCCAAAAGCCCCCUCAUGAUUACUCUCAACAGCUUUAUGAAAAAUACAGAGAGGCAUUCGAAGAAUACAUUACUGUAACUGUAUUGCCCUCUUUAAGAGAUAAGCAUGACGAAUUUAUGCUCAGGGAGCUUGUGAAGAGAUGGGCAAAUCAUAAAGUUAUGGUUAAGUGGCUGUCACGGUUCUUUUAUUAUCUGGAUCGCUAUUUCAUUGCUCGGAGGUCACUUCCUGCACUUAAUGAAGUUGGACUUGCUUGCUUCCGGGAACUGGUUUACCAGGAGGUGCACGGUAGAGUCAAAGAUGCUGUAAUCAGUCUUAUUGAUCAAGAACGCGAAGGAGAGCAGAUUGAUAGAGCUUUGUUGAAGAAUGUUCUGGAUAUUUUUGUUGAAAUUGGAAUGGGAAAAAUGGAUUAUUAUGCAGAUGACUUUGAAGCAGAUAUGCUUAAUGAUACUGCUGCUUAUUAUUCUCGGAAGGCAUCAAACUGGGUGCUGAAAGAUUCUUGUCCAGAUUACAUGUUAAAGGCUGAAGAAUGCUUGAAAAGGGAGAGGGAUAGAGUUUCUCAUUACCUGCAUAUAAGCAGUGAGCCAAAACUAGUGGAGAAAGUGCAAACUGAGUUGUUGGUGCUAUAUGCUAACCAGCUGCUUGAAAAGGAGCAAUCUGGCUGCCAUGCCUUGCUCAGAGAUGAAAAGGUGGAUGAUCUCUCCAGGAUAUAUAGGCUCUACCACAAAAUACCUCGAGGCUUGGAACCUGUUUCUAGCAUAUUUAAACAGCGUGUCUCUGAUGAGGGUCUUGCCUUAGUCAAUCAGGCUAUAGAUGCUGCUAACAACCAGGCAGAGAAUGUGCGCAGUGUGCAUGAACAGGUACUUGUCAGAAAAAUUAUAGAGCUGCAUGACAAGUAUAUGGUGUAUGUGUGCAAUUGUUUUAUGAACCAAUCUCUCUUUCACAAGGCCCUGAAAGAGGCUUUUGAGAUAUUUUGCAACAAGACUGUUGCAGGCUGCUCGAGUGCAGAGCUACUGGCUGCAUUCUGCGACAAUAUUCUGAAGAAGGGUGGGAGUGAGAAAUUGAGCGAUGAAGCCAUUGAAGACACACUUGAGAAGGUGGUUAAACUGCUUGCAUAUAUCGGCGAUAAAGACCUUUUUGCUGAAUUCUACAGGAAAAAGCUUGCUCGUCGUCUCCUUUUUGACAGGAGUGCUAAUGAUGAGCAUGAAAGGAGUAUUCUGACAAAGUUGAAGCAGCAAUGUGGUGGACAAUUCACCUCAAAGAUGGAGGGAAUGGUCACAGAUUUGGCGUUGGCAAGAGAAAAUCAAGGCCACUUUGAGGAAUACCUUAGCAAUAACCCAAUUGCAAAUCCUGGGAUUGAUUUGACGGUUACUGUACUUACGACUGGAUACUGGCCAAGUUAUAAAUCUUCUGAUCUCAACCUACCUGCAGAGAUGGUAAGAUGUGUAGAAGUUUUCAAGGAAUAUUACCAUAGUAAAGCACAGCAGAGAAAACUUUCUUGGAUAUACUCAUUGGGCAAUUGCAACAUUAGUGGCAGGUUUGAUUCAAAAACAAUUGAAUUAAUCGUGUCAACCUAUCAGGCCUCUGUCCUCCUGCUAUUUAAUAAUUCAGACAGGUUGAGUUUUUCGGAAAUCAUGGAUCAGUCAAACUUGGGCCAUGAUGACUUGGUUAGAGUGCUCCUUUCUCUGUCAUGUGCAAAGUAUAAGAUUCUCAACAAGGAACCAAACACAAAAACCAUCUCUCCAACUGACUACUUUGAGUUUAAUUCCAAGUUUACUGACAGAAUGAGGAGAAUCAAGAUUCCUCUUCCACCUGUUGAGGAAAGGAAAAAGAUAGUUGAAGAUAUUGACAAGGACAGAAGAUAUGCUAUUGAUGCCUCAAUUGUGCGCAUAAUGAAGAGUCGGAAAAUCUUGUCUCAUCAACAGCUGGUCACAGAGUGUGUUGAGCAGUUAAGCCGCUUGUUUAAGCCUGAUUUUAAGGCAAUAAAGAAGCGGAUUGAAGAUUUGAUCAGCCGAGAUUAUCUAGAAAGAGACAAGGAGAACCCCAACUUGUAUAGGUACGUCGCCUGAUUAAAUCUGGUGGAUGUCCAAGUGACAGACCGAAAAAUUUACACGCCAUGGGGUACCUCCUUGGAAUAUACCAAAGCCCUCUGAACAUACCAAGAAGUUAGACAGCUUAAGUGGUUUUUACUUUCUUUCUUUUUUCCUCUUAGUGAUUUGCAUUUUUAUAAGAAAAAAGGCCAUUUUUAGGCUUUUUGUCAUCCUUUUUGGAUGGGGAAAAAUAUUAGGAAUUGCGACUAUGUACAACACUUAUUGGGCAUGCUGCAUUUUUUAUGUCAACAUCAGCAAUGGCCCAUACAUAAUUUUCUUUUCCUCUUUAAUAGUAAGAUCUAAUUUUUGGGCAUUCAA